Molecule: messenger RNA, 1377 nt
Organism: Menidia menidia (Atlantic silverside)
Lineage: Eukaryota; Metazoa; Chordata; Actinopteri; Atheriniformes; Atherinopsidae
Source: the annotation of a GenBank genome assembly
AUGCCCAAUCCUAAAACAGCCAAAUCUUCCGCUUGCAAACUAACCGAAGAGCCAACGAGGAAGAAUAUGUUAACUAGCAAAGAAGCUAACCAGGCAGCUCAACAGCACGAGAUGCCUGCUAGCGACUCUGACUCCCUGGCCGCCGAUAUCUCUCAAUCUGUCACCGAGAGGAUUUCAGCCCUGAUGGAUAAAAAGUUUGCGGAGUUUGCCACCACUUUGAGCAACAUCUCUGCUAAACUAGAAGCCAACACGGAGCGCAUCACGGAUGCAGAGCACCGCAUUUCAGCAGUGGAGGAUGACGUGUUGACGGUGGAACCCAGGCUGAAAGAGCUGGAGUCAAAAGUGCGUAUUCUGACCGAGAAAUGUAUCGACUUGGAGGGACGGAACCGAAGGGAUAAUAUCUUGAUUUUUAAUCUCAAAGAAGAUACGGAAGGCCGACAGCCAAGAUGGCUCCCAACUCUUCUUGGCUUGGAGUGUAAGCGGGGCGUCAUUAAGAUCGACCGGGCUCACCAGAGCCUUGGUCCGCCGAGACGUGACCGGCCGCGCGCUGUGAUCGUUAAGCUACAUCACUCCAGAGAUACAUCCAGGAUCUUGGCGACGGCAAGGAAGCAGCCUCCGCUCACAUACGAAGGCCAAACGAUCGUCAUCAGACAGGACAUGACUGCUGCUGUCAAGGAUAUGCGCCGUGCGUUUAAUGAGGUGUGCGAACUUCUUAUCAAGAAGGAUAUUAAAUUCUCCAUGAGAUACCCGGCUGUUCUAUCUUAUUCGCACGGAGGGAAAACCAGAUCAGCACUCUCUAAAAAACUAGAAGCAGCUCGCUCAGCUUUAAAUCAAAUACUAACAAAACAAGCAGAGUCGUCCAUCUUCUUUGCUAAAUACAGAUUAUAUCAAUCAGGGAAUAAACCAGGCCGGCUACUAGCAAGACUAACAAAAGGCAGAAUGGAAGCAAACACAAUUUCAUCAUUACAAGACAAUAACCGAGACAGACACCACAAAACAACAGACAUUAAUAGGGUUAUGAGGGAAUUCUAUCAAAAACUGUACACAUCUGAAUGCGAUUCGCCCGAUGCUAAAAUAACAAAAUUCUUAAGUGGAACAAAAUUUGGUAUCCCUAAAGAACACUUUUUUGGAUUUCUCCAAAUUCGCCAUUUCAUUGGUUCUAUGAGGUUUUCUCACUCUGGCUUGGUCAUGCCCAAUGAGAUUGAGAGGUUCCUUGAUAAACCACCAACUAUCACACAAUGGUAUAGAGAAAUAUUUAGGGUCCUCCCUCAUGAAAGGCUUAGUGCAGUUCUUAAAGGUAAUGAGAAGCAUUUCAUUGAUAUGUGGUCUCCUGUGUUAAGCUAUUUGCCUAAAGAGCUGACACAACUUGUGAUGAGA